Molecule: messenger RNA, 1476 nt
Organism: Talaromyces amestolkiae
Lineage: Eukaryota; Fungi; Ascomycota; Eurotiomycetes; Eurotiales; Trichocomaceae
Exons: 4
Coding region: 1-1476 (491 amino acids)
Biological process (GO): mitotic DNA damage checkpoint signaling; protein phosphorylation
Cellular component (GO): nucleus
Molecular function (GO): ATP binding; protein serine/threonine kinase activity
Source: RefSeq, a predicted model, not a curated record
AUGGCCACCACAGAGCAAUUCGCUCUUCCCCGCGGGCGGUCCAACUCAUUCGAGAAAUUUACACACAUUGACAACAACAAAGAAGAAAAAUACCACAUGCAAGACGAUGACGAAAGUAACGACAAGACAUACGACAUGGAUGAACACUAUGAGGAUGAAGAUGGCGAGCCGGUUGACCCGUCAGUCAGGGAGGACAUGAAGAGACUGGAAGACACUUUUGCAGGGAUAUCGAAAAGAUUCCGACUGAUCAAUCGAAUUGGCGAAGGCACAUUUUCAACCGUGUACAAAGCAGAGGACAUACUGUACGAUCACUACGAGAAUGAUUGGGACUCCGAGGAUGCGAUGGACCGCGACAGAGAAUGGAGAGCCAUGAAGAAACGCCGCCUCGGUGAUAAUGUCACGAAAAGCGUAUCAAGUAAUGGCUAUCCAAAAAGGAAACCACGAUAUGUCGCGUUAAAAAAGAUAUAUGUGACGAGCAGUCCCCUUCGAAUUCAAAACGAGCUAGAACUGCUGCACGAUCUUCGAGGAAACUCAUCCGUCUGCCCACUCAUCACGGCCUUUAGACAUCAAGAUCAGGUUGUGGCGGUUCUUCCUUAUUUUCCUCAUACCGACUUUCGCAUUCAGUACCGGACGUUCUUGGUACGCGACAUGCGUCAUUACUUUCGGUCAUUGUUCAUGGCAUUGGCGUUUGUUCAUAAGCAUGGCAUCUUGCAUCGCGACAUAAAACCUACUAACUUUCUUUACAACCCCGAGUUGAAACGGGGAGUCUUGGUGGAUUUUGGUCUAGCUGAGCGUCAAGGAUCCGACUAUGCUGGGCCUUGCUUAUGCACGAAUCCCGCACAAGUACGACAAAUGAGACUACAAUCCAGUUACUAUACAAACCAGCCUGCCCAUCAACAAAACGGCUAUCCCAAAAACGACUCCCGGCCUGCUCGACGAGCGAAUCGAGCCGGAACGCGAGGCUUUCGAGCUCCAGAAGUCUUGUUCAAGUGCACAUCACAAACCACCAAGAUAGACAUGUGGUCAGCCGGAGUUAUUCUACUCACACUACUGGGCCGUCGCUUCCCAUUCUUCAACUCCGCCGACGAUGUUGAAGCUCUAGUUGAGAUGGCAAGUAUAUUCGGCGUUCGACGCAUGAAAUAUGCUGCGUCGCUACACGGACAGAUUUUCGAGACCAACAUUCCUACAAUAGGCGAAAAGGGAUACGGUUGGGAGAAACUGGUCAUUUGGUCCAGCUGUGUGGAGGAUUUGACCGAAAGCGAACAGCAGGGGAUUAGACUGCUUGCCGGGCUGAUGGAACUCAAUCCAAAUAAACGACUCAGUGCAAAGGAGGCAUUGGCGCAUGAAUUUUUCACAAAGCCUAUUGAACAUGAUGUUGAAUGGGGCGGCGAGCUCUUGGAUGAGGAAGAAGGCGAGUCCACAGGCGAGCAGCAGCCACAGGAGGAUGCCAAAGAUGAAGUUGAUAUGGUCAAAUAG